Molecule: messenger RNA, 1173 nt
Organism: Eriocheir sinensis (Chinese mitten crab)
Lineage: Eukaryota; Metazoa; Arthropoda; Malacostraca; Decapoda; Varunidae
Product: dolichyldiphosphatase 1-like
Exons: 7
Coding region: 283-999 (238 amino acids)
Biological process (GO): lipid biosynthetic process; protein N-linked glycosylation
Cellular component (GO): endoplasmic reticulum membrane; intracellular membrane-bounded organelle
Molecular function (GO): dolichyldiphosphatase activity
Source: RefSeq, a predicted model, not a curated record
UGAUGGGCGUGACGUCAGGAGGAAGAUCUCAGUUCUUGUUUGUUUACAUGUUGCCUUGCAUUAACAUAAUGGGAAUUAAAGUUAUGAGGCGUUCGGACGGGAAAAUUUCAAGAUACCUGCUGUCCAAGAAAUUGGUCACGCAUCACAUCACGCAGCAGACUGACCAAAUCAGAACACACUGAGGAGUCCUGAGCAGGCGGCCUCCCCGCCAUCAGCAGAAGGCAGCUACUAUGGCAGAUUUAGAGUGGAAGCCGUUUUCCCUGACUUACGUUGAGUAUCCUAAUGAUUUUUGCUUGCCGGUUUAGAAAAUUUGGAGCGUUGGGACUGUUGGGUUACUGGACUCAGACUGUAAAUCAUAAUCUUGGUGACAUCAUUGGGAAAUUCCUGGCAGUGUGUAGCUUAAUGCCAUUGGCUAUUAUUACUGGGUUUGUGACGUUAAUUCUCUUCAGAAGAGACCUACACACAAUCACAUUUUUUGCUGGGGCUUUACUAAAUGAAGCAAUCAACCUGGUGCUAAAGAACAUCAUUGCGGAGCCUCGGCCUCUGCAACGGGGUGGACUCUACACAGAGUAUGGAAUGCCAUCCUCUCAUUCACAGAUGAUGUGGUUCUUUGCCAGCUACUCAAUUCUCUUCUUAAUUUUUAGGUUACACCACAUCAGUAGCUAUGUAAUGGAAUUUCUGUGGAAGGUACUCGUUGCAGUUGGCCUUAUCACAGCAGCCAUUGCCGUCACAUAUUCCAGGGUGUAUCUGCUGUACCACUCCUGGGCCCAGGUGCUGCUGGGGGCACUGGUGGGCAUGGUCCUGGGUUGUGGCUGGUUUGGGAUGGUCCACAUCAUGCUCACCCCGCUAUUCCCCACCGUUGCAUCAUGGAGUGUUUGUGAGAGACUUAUGAUCCGAGACACCUCUCUAAUUCCCAAUAUCUUGUGGUUUGAAUACACGCAUGCUCGCACUGAGAACAGGGCAAGAAAUCGCAAGCUUACAUCGAUUAAAAGUCAGUGACAUUGUAAUGAUAGCAAUUUUUCGGGUCAAAUCCUUGACUGAUUCAAGUAUAAUAGUUUUCAGUAAAUUUGUAUUUUCAUUUUCAUUGUAUGUCACUAAUUCAAUUGGUGUUCCAUUAGCUUUUUUAAUAAAAUUAUCUGAAAACUUUUUGUCUGAAUAAAACUUUGUUCUCCA